GGGGAAAGUGUCGUCGAAUUUUCGCUCGGUAGAAUAUCUCGUGGAAUUAAUCGAAAAACGGCUGUUUUUACAAGGAAGUUGUGAAUUUACAUCGCAUACACCAAAUUGCGUCCGAUUAAAGUGGAAUUCUCCGAUUUAAGUGCGGUUCGACGCGAAAAAUCUACGGAAAAUCGAGGGGUCCCGCCGCUUCUCGGCUCGGUCGACUUCGACGUCGCAGCGAGGUUAUGUGCGCGCGUUAUCUUCAUGGGCAUAUUUAGUCAGUGUUGUGUUCUGAAGUAGUGCCAACAAAGAAGAAAAAGCACGGAAAAUCGAGUGGAAGAAAGUAGGAAGAAAGAGCUGGGCUCGACCCAGCUGUGUGGUUUGCUGUGUGGCGAAUGCGGUGCGACUACUGUGGGGCUUUUUUUUGAGUGAAAAGUGACCGAAAUAUAGCCAUUCUGAAGAAGAAACAAGAAAAAAAAAGUAGUGUACGAAAAUACGAAAAUAAGUAAAUAAAGAGCUAAGAGAAAACCAGUGGGGUACAGGAAAAGGAAGAAGAGAAAAAAAUACCUAGAAUUAAGUGAUCAAGAGAAAAGAAAAAGUAAAGUACGAAGAUAAGUAGAUAAAAAGCGAAGAGAAAAUCAGUGGAGCAAAGAAAAAUCAACGAAGAGAAAAUUAGGAAUUAAGUGCAAUCACCAAACAUGGCAAGCAUGGCGUCCAGCGGGGCCGCAGCUCCAAAAAGGAUCGAACGAAUCGUCGCCAGCAGGAAGAACGCCCACGGCCGAACGACCAGGAACACCAACAAAGGAGCCACUUCUCUCUCCCAAGGCGAAGGAGCAUCCAUCGGUGGACCAAACAACCCACCAAACACCCAGCCUACGUCCGUCGUUCUGGAAUUGAUCGAGGCGGAUAAGCAGAGCCCCAACCACCCCUCCCAAAUUGGAAAGGCCCUGAAACAGAAGGGCUUCUCCAGCUUCACAGAAAUUGAGAAGCUGGGGAAAUUCAGGUUCAGGAUUAACACAACGGAUGAAACGCGACUCAGGAAGCUGAAAUUAGAUGGGGACAACCUAAGGGUAUACGAACCCAAGAACAAGGAUCAUACAAUCCUCUUCGUGAGAGGCGUCCCUUUGAAUUUUGAAGAGGACGAGAUCAUCGAGAACAUUGAAGUGGACUGCCCAGUGCUCCAAGUUCAACGAAUCAAACGAAAGGGAAGCAACAGGGACCUGGUGGACACAUAUAAUGUGAAAAUCACCGUGGAAGGAAACCAGAUUCCAAACUCCGUCAAAAUAUAUGGCUGCGGCUUCAAAGCCGAGCUAUAUAUAUUCCCCAUAAGACAGUGCCAAAACUGCUGGAGGUACGGCCACGGAGCCAAACACUGCACCUCAAGGACACGCUGCGCCUCCUGCGGAGGAACACAUGACCAAUCGGUUUGUGAAAAAGACGCCAGGUGCCCAAAUUGCAAGAAACCACACAAAGCGAACGAUCCAACUUGUCCGGAAAUGCAACGCCACAAAAAAAUCCGCCUAGCGAUGAGGGAAAAGCAGAUCCCGUUUAGCCAGGCAGAAUCUUGCUUCCCCCGCCUGACAAACCGCUUUGACCUGCUGAGCGAGGAGAUGGCUGGAGGAUCGGACUCCUUCCCAGAGCUUCCAGGGUCAUCCCAACCAGCUAGCUCGUAUUCACCACGGAGACGGCGCAGCUGCACGCCCAGACACCAAGACGAACCCAACCGUACAACCGAAAACGCCCUUCAGCCGACCUCCCAGACAAAGGAACCCUCCAACGCUUGCCGGAGGUGCCAGGAAAACCCCUUCAAAGCCACGGACUUUGAACGCCUCAUUUCAUGGUUGAGAAAGGAAUUCCUCACUGAAAUUCGAGGCAAGCGGUGGCUAGCGGACCUUAAGAGUCUCCACAUGAAAAUCGCACAACGGAUCAGAACAACCCAAUCAGAACUGGACAGGGACCAGUUACUGAUCGAAAUAGGCCAGGACAUUCAGAAAAUUAUCGCAGACAACGAACUUCAAGAAGAAUCCAGAUCCAACCAAAACCAGCACAGUGGCGUGUAAGAAGC
Molecule: messenger RNA, 2044 nt
Organism: Aedes albopictus (Asian tiger mosquito)
Lineage: Eukaryota; Metazoa; Arthropoda; Insecta; Diptera; Culicidae
Exons: 1
Coding region: 678-2039 (453 amino acids)
Source: RefSeq, a predicted model, not a curated record